Messenger RNA from Leptosia nina, 2493 nucleotides. Lineage: Eukaryota; Metazoa; Arthropoda; Insecta; Lepidoptera; Pieridae. The record is from the annotation of a GenBank genome assembly.
AUGCUGAAAACAUUUAUUCUGAGUUUGGAAGAUCCCGAAAAACCACUUUUCGGACCUAACUUUUGGCUCCUUAAGAAAGGCGGGUUUAUUCUACCCCAAAAUACUAAAGCGAAAAUAGCUUACAUCAUUCUUCAUGAGCUGGUUACAUUAUUUGUGAUCACCCAGUACAUAGAACUAAUAGUUAUAAGGUCAGACUUCAAUCUCGUGCUAACAAAUCUAAAGAUUUCAAUGCUAAGUAUAGUCUGCAUUGUUAAAUCUAACGCAUUUUUACUGUCCCAAGAGAAAUGGAAGGAGGUAAUCAACUAUGUAACAGAUGCUGACAUAUGGGAGAGAAACACGAGGGAUGCUAUCAAGGGCAGAAUCAUUAAUAAGUACACGAGUCACUGUCGGAAACUCCUAAACUUUUAUUGGACCCUGGUCUUGAUAACUGAAGUAACUGUGUGUGGAUCCCCGUUAAUCAAAUACGCGUCUUCUGCGUCUUAUAGAGAAGAAUUACGCAACGGGACAGAACUGUUUCCCCAUAUAUUCAGUUCGUGGAUGCCGUUCGAUAAAUAUCACUCUCCUGGUUCCUGGAUCACGGUGGUCUGUCAUAUCUUCUUCUGUACCCUUGGAGCUCUGAUAAUGGCAUGUUUCGACACUUGUAUCCUAGUGAUUCUAAACUUCUUCGGAGGGAAACUCGAUUUGCUGAAGGAGAGGUGUAAACAAAUUUUUGAUGACGGUGUUACUGACGACGAUAUUCUUAAUCGAAUAAAGAAAAUACAAGAAGAUCACGUUUUAUUGAUGAAAUAUUCUAGAAUGUUCGACUCCCUCUUGUCUCCUGUGAUGUUCUUCUACGUAGUUAUUUGUUCUCUGAUGCUGUGUGUAAGCGCAUUCGAAUUAACGUCGGCACAAAACACAACACAACUCCUGCUUACCGCAGAAUAUCUUAUAUUUGGCGUGGCGCAGCUUUUCAUGUUUUGUUGGCAUAGUAAUGAUGUACUCAUCAAAAGUUCUAACGUAUGCAUUGGACCAUAUGAAAGUAAGUGGUAUAACGCGAAUCAAAAGCAAAGAAAAUGCAUCCUGGCUUUAGCGGGCCAACUGAGAAUUGUCCACGUUUUCAGGGCUGGACCAUUUACGGAUUUAACCCUCAACACCUUUAUCGCGGGGAAACGGGAAUUAAUGAUUGUCCCUAAAAACAGCACACCCCAGAGAGGCAGUUCUGUAAAGAAGCAGACAGUUUCUGCUAGUGCCAGCAGUUUGCAAAUUUGUCAGAACUUUUCUUUAGUUCCGGAACCGUGGCUGCCGUUUGAAGGAAGUAGUGCUAUGGAAAACCCGAAUUCUCCCGAACGAACGCCACCAAUACAAUAUGUGCGUGGUUCAAGAGCUUUUCGUCAAUUUAAAAAUCCACCACAACCUCAUAUGUGUAUACAGGAUAUGAUAAAGGAUUCAACUGAAAAAUUGUUCAUUAACGUGCUGGGAUGGCAGAAGAUAGCCAAUCCGAAACAGUAUUCUGAUCCUAUUCCUUUAUAUGGUGGAAUGCAGGUGCACCAAGCUUUGGGGCCAAAUAGUAGUCGACCGCCAUUAUUGGUAUUCGCAGUCAUGGUGAAUCCAGAAAUUUUAAAGGCCAAUGGAAAAAAUGCAUCUAAUCCAACUGACCGUGAUGCUCUUGUCAGUCUUCUGUGUGACUUUGUUGAAGCCAUGAAUCCAGGUUUAGUGCUGGCGAGGAACCCAAUCAUUAUGAAAGACAGAGACAUUGCUGGGGAACUGAAAGAUGUUUGGCUAGCUGUACAGAAUAAGAGGGAACGCGAAAAGGGGUUGAACCAGGAUGUUAUGUAUAAGGUGUAUGACAUAGAUGGCAUAGGCAAUGAAGAAGUGAACGAAGAAGAGAAAAAUAACCAAGACUACGAUGGUACAUCACCCAAUAGGCAAAAUCAAGACAAGAAAUUUGUAAAAUCAUCGAAACAAAUACUCAUGAAUGCAGGACAGAAGUCAGAAUUCGAUUCCGGCAUGAACAAUUGUCAAUUGACUCAAAAUAGCACAAGCAAAGACAACAGAUGCGCCAAUACAGACUCAGAUACCACAUACUGUACAAAAUACGGACAAAUCGUCUCGAGCAGAGAAAACCACAAUCAAAUUAACGAUAUCCAACAGAAAAUAACAUCAAGCGAUACUAAGCCAUCUAGCUCAUUCAGGAAAGACUGGAAUUCUGUGCACGGGAAGACCUCACAGAAUUGGGACGAAUUCUCCAAACGAAGCAUCUCAGUCAAAGCGGAUGAUGCCAAAAAGCCAAAGCACAAAGCGAAGGAGCUAAAUGGUAAGGCACAUUAUGAUUUCUUCCCAGUCUUUGACAACAAAAUGAAUGAGGCAGCUAUCCAAGAGACCGGGAGCUUGAAGGAGAGUAUUAGCCAUGAAGACAAUUCUAACAUAAUUUUAGAUCCAAUGCAGAAACUAGUUUUGCAUUCGACUGAUAAUCAAAUUUGUGAUAAUAAGAGGGCUCGCUCAUUUAGUACAUAG